This is a messenger RNA of Arabidopsis arenosa, 1367 nucleotides long. The record is from the annotation of a GenBank genome assembly. Lineage: Eukaryota; Viridiplantae; Streptophyta; Magnoliopsida; Brassicales; Brassicaceae.
ACUCUUCCCGGGAAAUUAACCAUGGCCACUUGUAGCAAGAAAUCGGGCACCAAAGUUAAUUUAUUGGGUAAGCGAAAGCCGGAGGAUUAUUUGGAGUUCAAACCGGUUCUAAAGAAACAUAGGGAUAACUUGGAGCACAAGGUUUGUCCGAUUCCUAAAUCUUGUUGGUAUUGCAUAGAUCACAAGGUUUGGUAUGAAGACUACCUUCGACAAGAAAGCCUUCCCAUAGAUGAUUAUGAGACACCUCACGGUUUUGUUGAGCAAGUACUCUUUGUUACCAAUCUCUCUCCCCAAACUAAAAUAUCAGAUAUCAUGCAUUUCUUCAAAAACGUUGGAGAAGUUGCAGUAGCCAUAAGGAAAAAGACGCUAUUUAUUGCCAAUCUCUCUCACAAAACUAAACCAUCACAUAUUAUCAAUUUCUUCAAAGAUGUUGGAGAAGUUGUUCAUGUUCGACUUAUUGUAGACAAUAAGGGCAAGCUUGUGGGCUAUGGCUUUGUUGAGUUUGCUUCUACUAACGAAGCAAAGAAGGCACUGGAAAAGAAGAACGGUGAAUAUUUGCACGAUCGCAAGAUUUCUCUUGGAGUGGCUAGGAUAGCUCCACACCCUACACCCAAGUAUUGCAUAGAUCACAAGGUUUGGAACGAAGACUACCUUCGACGAGAAAACCUUCUGGCGGAAGAAGAUGAGGCAGUGGAAGGACUAGAUGAAACUCCUGUUUUUGUUGAGGACCUUGCGGUAAGGAAAAAGACGCUCUUUGUUGCCAAUCUCUAUCACAAAACUAGACUAUCACAUAUCAUCAGUUUCUUCAAAGAUGUUGGAGAAGUUGUUUGUGUUCGACUUAUUGUAGACCACAUGAGUGAGCGUUUGGGCUGUGGCUUUGUUGAGUUUGCUUCUGCUUACGAAGCAAAGAAGGCGCUGGAAACGAAGAUUAGUAAAGCAUUAAUGGGUCAAUUUAUUUUUCUUGACAUGGCUCAGAUAGCUCUAUGCCCUCUCCGACCCAAGUACAACCUUGCAGAGAAGCUUUGGUACGAAGACUACCUUAGACAAGAAAGCCUAGACGAUGACUUGGAGACCAAACCAAAUAUGAAGAAACAGGAGGUACCUUUGAUGGACUUAUUCUGCGGUAAGAAGAUUACCAUCUCUGACGAUGACAGGUGCAAUGGUUGUUAUAUUUGCAAACAAGAAGGUUAGUCACGCCUUGUUUACGAAGAUCAUUCACUUGCAUCAGAGGAGCGAUGAUGUUUCCACAGAAAUCGUCGUAGAUCAAGGUCUUGUAACAUUCCUCGUUUGGAUUCAUAGGUUGAUUCAUGUUCAGCAUCCGGAUUACACAUUCUGCAAUCGGACGAAAUUAAAAUGUCUAUCAUAAU